AUGGUGAAUACUCAUAUUCAUCACUCUCGUUCGAAACCUUCUGUAGCAACACCCGACUCUUCGUUUCCUCUAUUUAAUGCUGCUGAGAAUAACCUUAAAAUGCCAGCUGUUGGCCUUGGACUUGGAUUUUAUGGUGGAAAUAAUGAACCUUAUGGUACGUAUCCUGAGUGUGGUGCUGAACCACACAUUGAUUCAUCUGGUCACAUCAAUCCACCGCCACCUGGCUGUGGAUCUAAUACUCAAAAGGCGGUGUACACAUGGUUGCAUAACGCAGGUGGACGUCGACUUGAUUGUGCUAAUUCGUACUAUAAUCACAAGUCCGUUGCACUAGGUAUCCAACAGAGUGGUGUGAACCGAUCGGAUAUUUUCAUUUUAAGCAAAGUUGGACCAACAUUUGGUUUAGGCUUUAAUGACACAAUUAAUCAAACUAUGAUCAUCUUGCAAGAACUGCAGACAAGUUGGAUUGAUCUACUCCUUGUACAUUGGCCCAUCAUGAUCCAUCCUCAUGAAACGUACAUACCACCAACAUCCGAUCCAUUAUGUAAUGUGAGUAAUCCAUCGACGUACAGUGAGAAAAAUUGUCGUCUUUCAACUUGGUCUGCUAUGAUCACAUUAUUUAAUCGUGGAUUAGUCCGUUCCAUCGGUGUCUCCAAUUACAAUGUAACACAUUUACAAGAAAUCAUCGACGCUGGUAUGCUUUUGCCGAGUGUUAAUCAAGUUUCAUUCAAUCCAUACAACUAUCGAACUGGACGAGCUGAUCUACUUGAAUUUUGUCAGAAGAAUAACAUUCAACUAGUCGCUUAUUCACCGUUGGGAGUACCUGAUGCACGUCAGUUUCCAGUCGUGCACGAAGGUAAACCAACAGGUAUGCAUGCAACGUUACUUCAAGAUCCGGUGAUUAUUUCGUUGGCAAGAACGUAUGAACGUACUGAAGCACAAAUCUUAUUACGAUGGAUUCAUCAACUCGGUGUUGCUUCAAACCCGCGGUCAAUGAAUGAAAUUCAUAUGCGAGAAAAUCUCGAUAUUCUCUCGAAUCCAUUUACUAUCAACAAUGAUGAUAUGAUGCGUAUAACUAAUCUAGCUCAAGAUACAUGUGAAGUUGAUCCGGAUUGGUACGAGUGUGUCGGAAAUGGUAGCCUUCCAUAA
Messenger RNA from Adineta ricciae, 1146 nucleotides. The record is from the annotation of a GenBank genome assembly. Lineage: Eukaryota; Metazoa; Rotifera; Eurotatoria; Adinetida; Adinetidae.